AUGAGUGGACUGCAACUCCGAGAGGCUGUUGAGGCAGAUGUGCCUCUUAUUUUCAACUUCAUUAAGGGACUUGCCGAAUACGAAAAGCUCUCGGAUGAGGUCUAUGCCACUGAAGCCAUUCUUAGCGAUUCCUUGUUCACUAAAAACGCUGCAAAGGUCAUCAUCGCUUCAUACGAUGACAACGCUGCUGGAUUCGCACUCUACUUUUACAACUUCAGCACUUUCACAGGCAAACGGGGUCUCUACCUUGAGGACCUAUUCAUCCUUCCCGAAUUCAGGAGUAAAGGGGUAGGAAAGGCGUUGCUGAAAGAGUUGGCGCAGAUCGCUGAAAAGGAAGACUGUGCCAGAAUGGAGUGGGUUGCUUUGGACUGGAAUACUCCUGCAAUCAACUUUUAUAAGGCUAUGGGUGCCGUUGAGAAAAACGAAUGGACUAUUGACUGGUGA
Messenger RNA from Synchytrium microbalum, 444 nucleotides. RefSeq lists its product as uncharacterized. Bases 1 to 444 code for a protein of 147 amino acids. The record is from RefSeq and is a predicted model, not a curated record. NCBI's taxonomy places the organism in Eukaryota, Fungi, Chytridiomycota, Chytridiomycetes, Synchytriales, Synchytriaceae. Gene Ontology annotation, molecular function: N-acetyltransferase activity. The transcript is spliced from 4 exons.